Xenia sp. Carnegie-2017 is the source of this 3515-nucleotide messenger RNA. RefSeq lists its product as uncharacterized. The coding region runs from base 369 to 3122 and encodes 917 amino acids. The record is from RefSeq and is a predicted model, not a curated record. Gene Ontology annotation, molecular function: carbohydrate binding; protein binding. Lineage: Eukaryota; Metazoa; Cnidaria; Anthozoa; Malacalcyonacea; Xeniidae. The transcript is spliced from 15 exons.
AAGCACCUUCUUGAAAAUUCAAAUAUGGCGCAUUUUAAUGGUGGCUCUUAAAGUACAAGUUUUAUCGCUACGUAACUCGAGCAGCAUUAAAUACAUUGCGCUAAAAUUUCGUCAGAAGAGAUUUUUUUACAUACACUAUUAAUCUAUGAAAAAAAACGGUAGGCAAAAUUUUCGUCAUAGUACCACUUUAAAACAUCCGCUUUUACAAGAUGUAUGCAUGGCCAGGAAGCUUGUAUUUUCAUUUUUUCCAUGUUGACUUCGACAUUCUUUACUUCCGCGUAUGAGUCAGCGUUCUUGUAAAUGCAGAACAUCCUCUGACGGCCUAUUUUGGUUGAUACACGUCCUGAAAGCUGAAACACUACACGGCCAUGAAAUUCAAAGGAUUCUGGUUCUCGAUGCUGGUAUAUAACUUCGCUUUUCUCUUACAAGGUACUGCUGGAUUUUUCUUGAAACAUGUUGAAACAGGAAAGUGUAUUUAUGAUACAAAGAAAGUACAAUCAAGACAUCGACCACCAUCUGGGGGAGAAAGAACACUUCACUUCUUGGAGCUAUCCGACAACUGUCUUCAUCCAGCAUCUCAGUUCAAAUAUCUAGAUAAUGGUGCCCUAUUGAAGUUGAAUGUAACAGGUUGUCUUCAGGGAGUUUAUAAGACUGGAAAUGGUUACUAUCUUGAUAUGUUAUAUAUCCACACUGAUACACACAAUAUCAAUGACGUUGCUUGUGUCAGCAACAAUGCUGUAACCCAAACCUCUUGGGGAGGUCUACAAAUACGGUUCGACAGACAUGGAAACCAAUUUCGAUGUUUUAGACCUCGUACUUCUAAAGAACUACUAGACAAUCAAGCAGUUGAUCCUUAUUUGAAAAUGGCUGGUUGUAAUUCGGCACCAAAAAAGCAAUUUCAUUUCGGUUCCGUGACUUGCGCUCGACAAAAAAUAAUGUACGCCAGCUGUCGUAAAAGACAAUAUAUGGUAGUAAAGACUGCAGAAUAUCGUGGAUUGAACCAAGGAAAUGUUUGUGGUUCAAGUUACUAUUACAACUGUAGUGUUGAUGUUACGUGUCGUCUAAAAAGACUUUGUGAUGGCAAACGAGAAUGUAAUGUAACUGUCGAUGAUAAUCUUUUCCCUUCAAAAAGUUGUCUUGGUUUGGACAAAUAUCUUUACUUUGAAUAUCAAUGUACCUCUACCAUGACGUCAUUCAAUGAAACUUGCAUUGAAGAUAUUCAGUUAUCACAGUCGACAUUACCCAGCGAAGGUUUUAUGAAACUUUUUACUAAAGAUGACAGGGAUUUCGCUGUCUGUAAAAGUUCCUUGGAAAAUGUCAAAGAUAAUGUUUGUCGUUUUCUUGGCUACCCUAAAGCCGAUCAAAUAAUGGGGAAGACUUCCCGUAGUUCAAUGUCUAAAGCUGGAGAAGUAAACUGCAGAGCUACUGUGGCACCUUCAUUUCUAUGUACGGUUACACCAAGUAGUGGCUGUUCCGAGUAUUCAAUUUUAAAAUGUCAUGUUUGUGAUGAUCCGCUCUUACAAAACACACAAAAGUUCCCGGACUCCUUGUUUACUGCCCCGACCUCAACACAGGACCAUAGUGCAAAAGCUGCAAGAAUAUCCAGUGGCAGUUCAUGGUGUGCUCCUGCUCCUGAUGGCAAUCAUUAUCUUCAGUUGAAUUUCCCAAGUCUUUAUACAGUUAACGCUAUCGCAAUCUUUGGAGACAGUUCAAGUUCAAACUGUAUAACUGAAUAUCACUUGCUUACUAACAUUGACGGUGUUAACUGGAACUCUGAAAAGUCCAAAAAGAUUAUACAACGAAAUUGGAAUGGUUACAAUGAUGUAGCUAUAGAGAAAUUCUCUCAUAGCAUUAAAGCCAAAAGUUUACGAAUAGUUCCGGCGAAGUCUAUUGGUAAACCGUGUUUACGAAUUGAAGUUUGUGGGGGAGACAUGCUACCAGACAAACCAACACAUCUUACUGCGAAUGAAGUUGCAUCAAGAUACCUCAAGAUAUCCUGGAAAGAUCCCGAAGUCACUGCUGUGAAACUUGGCACAAAUAUCUUGAAUCCUCUGACCAAAGUUCGAUUAAUAGUGCUUAAGGAUACUGUCGUUAUUUUUAAUAAAACUUGGGAAGCAACUCUAAUUAAACCUUACAAAUUCGAGAGUCUCAAUCCUUACACAAUGUAUUUAAUAAAUGUAACCGCUGGCAACUCUGAAGGUUUUGGUGGAUCAAUUACAGCUAGUUUUACCACUGCUGAAGAUGUUCCCGAAGGUCCACCUUUAAAUGUUAACAUUUUCGUCAUCAGCAGCUCAUCUUUAUCAGUCACGUGGAAGCCACCUGAUAUAGCGAAAAGAAAUGGAAAGAUACUCAGUUACACUGUUUGUAUGACGCAAUUGGAGAGUGAAACGUGUUCAAUGAACUACACCACCGCGGAACAGCAUUUUCAAAUAAUUAAUAAUGUGAAGCCAGAGACAAAAUAUUAUGUUCGCGUUUUAGCGUCUACGAUAGCGGGAUCUGGAAUUUACAGCAAUAGUACAUGGGCAUUUUCAAAUGGAUUGGCACCUGAACAGCCCACGACGCAUGGAAAUUCAUUGACUUAUUUGUUGCAAAAUCCAACUUUGGAAUAUCGAUAUUUUUUCGUAGUCGUGAUGGAAUAUGGCGAAGAAGAGAAUCUAUUGCCUUCUAACUUCAAAAACACAGACUUAGGGACUUAUUCUGAGGCCAUUGCCGCCGCGCAACCAACGCCGUAUAUUGCCGCGGUAAUGUCUCGUGGAAAUUUUAAGUCUGAGUUCACACUUGGGGAUAGCGGAAACACAAGUCUUGCAGGGACAAGAAGACGGCGUUCUAAUGGUAAAAUUUAUUAUAAUGGCCCCCUGAAGCCCAGCACUAACUACAGAAUAUUUCAACGCGUUUUCUUAAACGAUCAGGGGGAUUAUUAUUCUACUGACUGGAGUCCAGUGGUAGCAACUGCUCAAAAGCGGAAAUCAUCAGUGAUCUUGGUUGAUGAUGCAGCAAAAAUUCAACAAAUAACUGACGCAAGGAUUUUGUACAUCUGGAGCUAUUGCAGGUGCAGUUGUGGCUGCUAUUUUGGUCAUUAUUCUCAUCGUAUUGGUCAUUCUGUUUGUGAGAAGACGGCGUAAUGGAAGGAAACGUUCUGGGUUCGUUAAAAAAUCAAAUGUAGAAAAGGUCAGAAAUCACGGACCAUCUGUAGUGAAUCAAGUAUUAGUUGGAAGCCAUAACAUUGGAAAUAUCAACACCCUUCAUAACAUCAAUAGCCCAAUGAACAGUUAGGAUGAAUCAGUUCUUGUCCUGAAUGAUGAGAAAGUUUACGAGAACAAUGCUGCUAUUACCGCCAAGGAUCGUCAACCAAUUCCCAUAGCAAUGUUUGAGAGACACGUGAGGAAACUGAAGCAUAACAACAUGAAGGAACUAAAGUUAGAGUUCGAGGAUUUACCAAAUGGUCAAAUGUCCAAUUGGGAUGUCGCGAAGAAACCUCACAAUACUUCAAAAAACCGAUAUGGAAACGCUGUCAC